AUGCUUGAACGAACUGUAAACAAUAGCCCCGACAAGCGAAGUCCAUUCCAAAUGCACAUUGACACCGUUGCCCUUUGGGAAAGGAAUCCCAAGUGUGCCCAGAUCUUGGCAGACAAUCACCUUUGGUGCAAUUCCGUUUUGGAAGCCGACCGUCCCAAGCCUCAUCUGUUCAAGGAUAUCAUGUCUCUGAACGGUCCACAGGAAGUGCUGCUGGCAGGCAGCAGCGCCUCUUAUGUACAGAAGGAGCGCAGGAUUCUAGGAAGCUGCUUUGUGGAACGACAACACUGUGAAUGGUGUGGGGGACAUGUUUCCGUGCCGUACGCCGACUUUGGAUGCUCCGGUCUACCUUGUACAGACAUGUCUCGAGCCGGUCUGCAGGCGAAACGUGAUGGCUCGACCAACACCGUCUACAUGACCCACGGAAAGUUCGUUGAGAGCAAGAAGAUACCGCUUUUCGUGAUCGAGUGCACACCGGAACUCGACAUGGGUAUGGUGGAAGAAACUCACAGUGGGUACGACUUCUACCAACUCUUCUUCAGCAACGACCAGACCGGGCACGCUGGCGCCGCACGAGACAGGACCUAUGUCAUAGCCUCCAGGCAGGAUACCACCUCGUGUCAGCAGGACCCCGAGGCUGUGCUCCACAGGAUUGGGCGCAAGAUGCGAGGCAAAGUGCGGACCCAGCCACAGGACUACUUGUUAGCUGACAACUUGGAGAUCUUUCUGGAGGCGAUGCAAGUUGAACCUGUGUCUGUCGUCUUGGGGGAUAGCAUGGACCUGAGGCCACUGUUGAACCCCCGAGAGAGACGUGCGCUGGAGCAGUACGAGGCGGCUUACUUGGCUCGUUUCAAGGUCCCGGCAGCAACGGACAGAAACCUGGUAUGUUUCUUGGGGGACAACCCUUCUUACACUCUGAAUUGGAGUGCAAUCAGCCGACGAGUCCCAACUCUGAGAUUGAACUCCCGCUCCGGCAAGUUGUGGUUUCCUUCUCGGAACCGCUGGAUGGUGGCACGCGAGCGGCUGGCAACAUUGGGGUGGCCUGUGAGUGCGGAUAUGGCAGAUGCUAUGGGUUGCCCAGCACCAGUACCCAUGCGUGACUGUCUGCGUGCCUCUGAACUUGCCGGAAAUGCCAUGCAUUUCCCGUCGGUUGCGGUGGCUCAACUUUUAGCAUUGUCCUGUUUUGCGCCUUUGCGUCCCUAG
Messenger RNA from Symbiodinium necroappetens, 1200 nucleotides. The record is from the annotation of a GenBank genome assembly. Lineage: Eukaryota; Dinophyceae; Suessiales; Symbiodiniaceae.